Myotis myotis is the source of this 4866-nucleotide messenger RNA. It is a transcript of the gene ZNF281, whose product is annotated as zinc finger protein 281. The transcript is spliced from 2 exons. The record is from RefSeq and is a predicted model, not a curated record. The coding region runs from base 125 to 2809 and encodes 894 amino acids. Gene Ontology annotation, biological process: regulation of transcription by RNA polymerase II. NCBI's taxonomy places the organism in Eukaryota, Metazoa, Chordata, Mammalia, Chiroptera, Vespertilionidae. Gene Ontology annotation, molecular function: RNA polymerase II cis-regulatory region sequence-specific DNA binding; DNA-binding transcription factor activity, RNA polymerase II-specific. Gene Ontology annotation, cellular component: nucleus.
CGCGCCUGCGCAGUGCGGGGGAGGCUUUUAAUUCCAUUGUGGAGAGGACGGCGUUAUUUUUAUUAACCGGAGGCGGCGGCGGCGGCGCGGCGGCGGCGGCGGGACCCCAGGCCUCGUCCGGGGCAUGAGAGUCGGCGGCGGGUUCCUGAGCGGCGGCUCCGGCGGCUCCGGCGGCGGCGGCAGGCGGGCGGAGAUGGAGCCCAGCUUCCCGCAGGGCCUGGUCAUGUUCAACCACCGGCUGCCCCCGGUCGCCAGCUUCGCCCGCCCGGCCGGCCCGGCCGCCCCUCCCCCGCAGUGCGUGCUCGCCCCCCCCGCGGCCCCGGCCGAGCCGCCCCCGCCGCCGGCCCCGGACAUGACUUUCAAGAAGGAGCCGGCGGCGGCCUCGGGCGCGGCCUUCCCGGCGCCGCGGACCCCGUGGGGCUUCCUGCAGCCGCUGGUCAGCAUCAAGCAGGAGAAGCCGGCCGAGCCCGACGAGCCGCCGCAGCACCACCCGUUCGGGGGGCUGUUCGCGGGCGCCGAGGAGCGGGGCGCCGGCCCGGGCCUGGGCGGCGGCGGCGGCGAGGGGGGCGGCCACGGCGUCAUCCAGGACCUGAGCGCCCUGCACCCGCCGCCGCCGCCGGCCCCGCACCCCCGCGACGGCCUGCUCGGCGGCGGCGGCGGCGGCGAGGAGCCCAAGCAGGACGCGCACGUCAAGAAGGCGAAGAGGCCAAAGCCAGAAUCUCAGGGAACCAAAGCCAAGAGGAAGCCCGGCGGCGGCGGCGGCGGCGGCGCCCCGUCCCGGCCUCCAGCGGCCGCCGCGGGCUCGGGCGGGGAGGGCGCGGGGCUGUCGCCCGGCCAGAAGCCCCACGUGUGCGACCACUGCAGCGCGGCCUUCCGCAGCUCCUACCACCUGCGCCGGCACGUGCUCAUCCACACGGGCGAGCGGCCCUUCCAGUGCGGCCAGUGCCACAUGGGCUUCAUCCAGAAGUACCUGCUGCAGCGGCACGAGAAGAUCCACAGCCGCGAGAAGCCCUUCGGCUGCGACCAGUGCAGCAUGAAGUUCAUCCAGAAGUACCACAUGGAGCGGCACAAGCGCACGCACAGCGGCGAGAAGCCCUACAAGUGCGACACCUGCCAGCAGUUCUUCUCCCGGACCGACCGGCUGCUCAAGCACCGGCGCACCUGCGGCGAAGCCAUAGCCCGGGGGGGCCCGGGCGCCGAGCCCCCCGGCGCCGCCGCCUCCGCGGCCAACCCGGGCGCCAUGGGCAGCCUGGCCGCGCUGUCUCAGGGAAGCAGCAGCAGCAGCAGCGGCAGCAGCUCGUCCAGGAGGAAGUCCAAGGCCAAGAGCGCAGCCGCCGCCGCCGCUGCCGCCGCUGCCGAGGGCAAGGAGCAUAAGGCGGGCAAGGCGGGCGAGUCGCCGCUGGCCAACAGCCUGGGCCUGCAGACCUACUCCGUGGAGAUGCCCUCCAUGUCGCCCGGCGGGGGCAUGAUGGGCGGCGGCCUCGACGAGCUCCAGAAAAGGGUGCCAAAACUCAUCUUCAAGAAAGGAAGCAGGAAGAACACAGACAAAAACUACCUGAACUUCGUGUCGCCGCUGCCGGACCUCGUGGGGCAGAAGUCCUUGUCGGGGAAGCCGGGCGGCUCCCUGGGCAUCGCGGCGGGCGCCGGCACGGAGACCCUCGGCCUCCUCCAGAGCGCUGGCGGCAAGCAGGGCCCGAUGAACAGCAAUUACGACGAUGCCAUGCAGUUCUCCAAGAAGAGGAGAUACCUGCCCACCGCCACCAGCAACAGUGCCUUCUCGAUCAACGUGGGCCACAUGGUCUCCCAGCCGUCCGUCAUCCAGGCCGCCGGGGUCAGCGUCCUGGAGAGCGAGGCCCCGCUGUCGCUGAUCGACUCCUCCGCGCUGAACGCGGACAUCAAGUCCUGCCACGACAAGUCCGGCAUUCCUGACGAGGUCCUGCAGAGCAUCUUGGACCAGUACUCCAGCAAGUCGGAGAGCCAGAAGGAGGACCCCUUCAGCAUCGCCGAGCCGCGCGUGGACUUGCACGCCUCCGGAGAGCACGCGGAACUGGUGCCGGAGGGGAGCCUGAGCCCCGGCGCCCAGACCCCCUCCAGCGACAAGGCGAUGGUGUUGCAGGAGUACUCCAAAUACCUCCAGCAGGCCUUCGAGAAAUCCACCAACGCGGGCUUCGCGCUCGGACACGGUUUCCAGUUCGUCAGUCUGUCCUCACCUCUCCACAACCACACGCUGUUCCCGGAAAAACAGAUUUACACUACGUCUCCCUUGGAGUGUGGUUUCGGCCAGUCUGUUACCUCAGUGUUGCCAUCUUCGUUGCCAAAGCCUCCUUUUGGGAUGUUGUUCGGAUCGCAGCCGGGUCUGUACCUGUCUGCUCUGGAUGCCACCCACCAGCAGUUGACCCCUUCCCAGGAGCUGGACGAUCUGAUAGACUCUCAGAAGAACCUAGAGACUUCCUCGGCCUUCCAGUCCUCAUCUCAGAAACUGCCGAGCCAGAAGGAGCAGCAGAAAAACUUGGAGUCCUCCACCAGCUUUCAGAUGCCGUCUCAGGAGUUAGCGAGCCAGAUGGACCCUCCGAAGGACAUCGAGCCACGAGCCACGUACCAGAUCGAGAACUUUGCACAGGCGUUCGGUUCUCAGUUCAAGUCGGGCAGCAGGGUGCCAAUGACCUUUGUCAGUAACUCGAACGGCGAAGUGGACCACAGAGUCAGGACUUCGGUGUCCGAUUUCUCAGGGUACACAGACAUGAUGUCUGAUGUAAGUGAGCCGUGUAGUACACGCGUAAAGACGCCCACCAGCCAGAGCUACAGGUAAGCCCCCAGGUGACAGGCUGGCGGUCGAAGGAUGCGGUUUCUGUUUCGUUCUGAGAACACUGCCAUUGGAAUGUUUGUACACGAUCCUCUUAAGAAUAAUGUAAUGCCCUUUCAAUGCAACUUUUCAUAUUUAGUUUAUUUUGUUAGUGUGAUUUUAGCUCUGUUUCUAUUAUGAUUUUUAAUCGAAAUCAAUAGAUUAAAAAUAGUUUGACAUUCAAAGUGACAAUGUUUAGCAAUCAAAUUUACAUGUAUAGAUCGUCAGGGAAUAGCCCAAAAGUUUUAAAUGCAAAAAAAAAAAAAGAAAAAAAGAAGGAAAAAAAAAAGAAAAAAAACUAUGUAAAAAAAAACAAAACAAAAAAACUUUGUUGCUAGGAUUAAGGUUAUUCUAAUUGCUUUACUCUCAGGAAAGUGUAAUAACGCAUGGGAAUUCUGUACGCUAUCACUGUAAUGGGAUAUCCAGUUUACAGGUGGUGUGGUACACGUUUCACCAUUUCAGUAAGGGAUCGAAACAUUUCAAAUUGCUCUGUCUGGGCUGAUAGGAUUUACAUUUCAUCGUUUGAGUAAGGGAUCGAAACAUUUCAAACUGCUUCUCCAUCUGGGCUGAGGCGAAGUUCCGAGAUGUGGGCGACCCGUGUUCUGUGGCGGCUUCUUACUGUGCCCUGAGCUUCCCGACCACGUCCUCCCCAGCCGGGCAGGACGGAUUCUGGGACCUUUGAUCAAAGCCUGGGAUGAUAGCUUUAAUGAAAGAAGAAGUGAUCUUUAAAAGGCACCCUCUCCUUGCCCCACCUGUGACCAGGCUGCGGUUCCACGAGGAGCCGGCCAGCUGACGUCUGGCCAGUGCUGAAGCCCGAGUCGGGGGCCAGUGUUGGGACCCACGCUGGAAUGGCACAGUUUGAAACGGGGGUGUGUGUUGUUGUUCUGGCAGCCGAGAGGCACUGUCCUCUUGUCUGGUACGCGUCACCCGCGCUUCUGGGUGCUCGUGUUUUUGGUUUUUUUCUUCUGACCCUCCGCUCUUCCUAAGAGUUCUGGGCCUCGUCUUGACAGUUUCAACUUUAGAAUGAGUUACAUUCCAAUGAGCAUCUUACAUGCCUCUGGCAUCCAAACCCGAAACAAUACGAUGAACACCCGCCACUCCCCACCUCGAACAACAACAACAAAAGAACCCCACCUAGGUUUUCAUGUGUCAUCACGCCCCACGCACUCGGAGCUGGAGAGGUGACGAAGGUGUGUGAUUCCAGCCGGUGCCAUAGCUCACGGGAGAGGGUGGGCCUGCCUUUCGUAGCGACCUCAGAGCCUCUUGGUGGAGCCGCAGCCUUGUCGCACGGUGCACAGGGCGUCCGUCAGUAUUGUGCAGGGGCCGGCGCAGUCACCGAGCCAGCUCCCAGCCCGAUUGCCAUUCGCAGCUGCUGGCGGCAGUGGCUGUGCUCCGAAACACUUUUUAGCCAUUGUAUUUUCCUCCUGAUGGUAUUUUUAAUGGACUUGGGUGUUUGCGCUGAUGAGUUUUUAUGUACUUUUGGGGAUGUCUCAGUCUUACAUCCUCCGCUGACGUCAGGAAAGUACCACUGUUUGUUUGCAGUCUGAUUGUGUAACCAGCCUCACGGCUUCCAUGUGUGAUACAGUCAUUAAUUCUGUGCGAGUGUAAAACACUUCUGUUAUGAAAGCAGUGUUUGGGAAAUGAGAAAUUAUUAAAAUGGUUACAAAAUACUAGUUAAUUUCCUCCCUACACUUUUCCUCCCUGACGUGUUGCUUUUGCCAGCUGAAGGCUCACCUACGUGUCACUGCAGGAUUCUUAGACACUGUGUUUAACCCUCUUCCAUACACUUGGUUCUAAAGUCUGUAUUUCUUAUUUGGGGAACGCGGUUAAGUUCUACGGGGUGCAGAGUACGAGCUGUGAGGACGGAGAGGCCCUUCCCACUGGAUCUGAAGAUGUAUGGUUCCCCGUGUUUUGUUUUAUACAGGUUUUGGAUUUCUCUAACUUUUAUUGUGUGUACUGAAACUGCAUAUGUAUUAUUCUGAUUGCUCUAGUUUACUACCAAUAAAAGACUUGUUAAUCACAAA